GCAUUUCAAAAAUGUUGAGGAUAAUGAGAAUAUUAAUCUCAAUUUAUGAACCUCGUGGCCUUGGUUCAUGGUUGAUCCGCGCUAAGAUAGAUAGAGAUGAGGGCGUUGAAAGUUGAAAAGAAGAAAGAAAGGAAGAGGAUUGGGGUGGGUUUGGCGGGGUCCACUUGAUAGUUUUACCUGGUCGCAAUACGCGGUUUGAGUGGACCCCACACUUGCUCUCCUCUUCCUCCUUCCUCAGCACCUCUGCUGUGAGCAAGGCAGCCCUGUAUCUAAUAGUUUGUUGUUAUUGUUAUUAUUGCGUGAAUGCAAAGGGUUAAGCAGAGGAGGAAGAGAGAAACAUCCCAGACGCAAACAAAUUGAGAUAAUGGGUUAGAAAGAAACAUCCCACACCAACCUUCACCCUCUAAACAAGUACCACUUUUCUUUUCAUUCCACCCGCCCUCUCUUGGACUCUACCCGGCUUUUCCUUUCUCUUGUCGUUUACCUUAAUUGCUGCAUCUUUUUAUUGCUCUCUGCUGCUUAUAAAUACUUCCUCUCUUUCUCUCUCUCCGCAUCUUUUCUAUUUUGCCGCCGUUUAUGAAACACCACCACCUCGCCUCUGCCGCCGUUUCCUAGCUGUUCCACCGCCGUCGCCAUGUCGCUCAAGCGGCGCCCCGAAGAUGCUAAGCACAAAUCUGACACUUCGACUCCCGACGAUAAGCGGCCGAGGCAUCCACCCUUUGCCAAUGUGGUGUGCGAGUUGAUGAGGAUACAGUCAGUCAAGCAUUUGCUGGAGCCGAUUUUAGAGCCCUUGAUUCGUCGAGUGGUUAAGGAGGAAGUAGAAUUGGCCUUGAGGAAGCAUUUAACCAGCCUGAAACAGACUGGUGGAAAGGAGAUGCAUACUUCUGAAUUGAGAAGCUUGCAGCUGCAGUUUGAAAACAAUAUUUCUCUUCCAGUGUUUACUGGAGCUCGGAUUGAAGGAGAGGAUGGCUCCAACUUAAGAGUAGUAUUAGUUGAUGUGUCGACAGGGAAAGUUGUUAGUUCAGGACCUGAAUCCUUAGCUAAGGUGGAAAUUGUGGUCCUUGAGGGUGAUUUUGAAGAUGAAAGUGAAAUUUGGAUGCCUGAAGAGUUUAAGAGCAACAUUGUGAGGGAGAGAGAAGGAAAAAAACCCCUCCUUACUGGAGAUGUAGCUGUAUAUCUUAAAGAUGGGACUGGUAUGGUUGGUGAAAUUUCAUUUACAGAUAACUCAAGCUGGACAAGGAGCCGUAGGUUUAGGCUUGGUGCAAAAGUUGUGGACAACUUUGAUGGCGUUAGAAUAAGAGAAGCAAAGACAGAGUCAUUCAUUGUUAGGGAUCACCGAGGAGAAUUGUACAAGAAACACCACCCUCCUAAUCUGUUUGAUGAAGUUUGGAGACUGGAGAAGAUAGGCAAGGAUGGAGCUUUCCACAAACGUCUGAGUCGGGAAAAGAUCUACAGCGUGAAAGAUUUUCUUACACUUCUGAAUCUGGAUCCUGCAAAGCUACGCAGUAUACUGGGCACUGGAAUGUCUGCAAAGAUGUGGGAAAUAACUGUGGAGCAUGCUCGAACUUGUACAAUUGAUACCACGAGGCAUGUUUACUUCCCUCCCCCCUCUCAACAGAAAGCUGGUGUGGUCUUCAAUGCUGUGGGACAAGUCACGGGACUACUCUCUGAGUGUGAGUAUGUCCCGGUACAUAAGUUGUCGGAAACUGAAAAGGCUGAUGCUCAAGAAUUGGUCAUUUCCGCAAUUAAACAAGGCGAAAAAAUUUCCUCUUACGAAGAUGAAGCAUCUCUUUUGGAGGGUUCUUCACAUCUAACCAAUGUUCUUUACUCCGAGAGCUCACCAAAUACCGAGGGAUCCAGUGCCAACAAACUUUUGGCUCCUCAAAAGACUGAAGGUCCCACUUACACACCAGCAAGUGCCUCUUCUCCGGAUAUCAUGUCAUCCAUUUAUUCUGUUGGAGGCACCAGUGCCUUGGAUGACUUCUGCUUGCCGAACUUCGACAGCAUGGGCUUAAGAUAUGAUCCUACUAGUCUUGGUUUUCCGGUCCACCAGGUUGCCAGCACUCUGAUCUGCGACCCAGAUCCAAUGGCCCAUGCAUUUGGAGACGAAGAUCAUCUGCGUUUUUUCGAUACCGAUCAAGAUUUGCAGAGCGCUGUGGAUAGCUUCAUGCUGACGCGCUCAUCCGUUGCCAUCGGUAAAGCUCAGAGGAGAUGGAGAAAGGUAACCAACGUCCUAAAAUGGUUCAUGGUGAGGAAACGAAAAAGCGAUACUAAUCAGCAGCGGCAGUUGCGAAGAACAUGAAGUAUCCAGUUGCUUUUGUACAUCUGUUGUUCAGUUUUACAGAGGAAAGAGAGUAAACGUGGCUUCUCUUUAGAUGUAAAUACAUGUUGAUGUGCUUAGGCUCUAAUAGCUAGCCAGAAGCCAUGUAAUUGCUCUUCCUUCCUCCCUUUUGGUUGUCUUCAAAGAUUAAAGCUGUAAAUAAGUAUUUUACAGUCACGAGAGGAUUUCUGGUUGUUGGCAGAUGCUUAUUAUUAGUCAGGUAGUACUAGUAGUAGCAGCAGUAGUAUUAAUUAUUAUAUUGGUAGGAUGUUCUUCAUGAAUCAUGAUCCAAGCCAUUGUUAUGGAUCAUAAUUUUUGUAAGCACGUUUUGUCCAAUAAUAUCAGCUGUGGAUAUUAUUUGCC
Molecule: messenger RNA, 2683 nt
Organism: Arachis stenosperma
Lineage: Eukaryota; Viridiplantae; Streptophyta; Magnoliopsida; Fabales; Fabaceae
Product: calmodulin-binding protein 60 A
Exons: 7
Coding region: 635-2302 (555 amino acids)
Biological process (GO): regulation of salicylic acid biosynthetic process
Cellular component (GO): nucleus
Molecular function (GO): calmodulin binding; DNA-binding transcription factor activity; sequence-specific DNA binding
Source: RefSeq, a predicted model, not a curated record